This is a messenger RNA of Giardia duodenalis, 2910 nucleotides long. RefSeq lists its product as uncharacterized. The transcript has a single exon. The coding region runs from base 1 to 2910 and encodes 969 amino acids. The record is from RefSeq and is a predicted model, not a curated record. NCBI's taxonomy places the organism in Eukaryota, Fornicata, Diplomonadida, Hexamitidae.
AUGUCGUCCCAGGAUAGCUCUACAGAUUGCUCCACAGACGAAGUUGAUGGACCAUAUGUAUCGACAAUCCAGUUCGCCAUUCAGGACAUGGCGCACAGAUAUGCGCCGAAAUUUACCAAAGUCCACACACUGGACACGCCCAUCCCCACAAGUCAGAUCCACGUUCACGAGCUUCUGAGUGGGAAUAUUUACAUGCCAAUACAGAACCUUCCUCCUCCUUGCGACGAUCCCACCUCCCCAUGGUUUUACAUCAACGACUGCAGGCCGCAAUAUCCGAGCCAACCGUACUACUCUGUUGUUCCUCAGCUCAUUAUCAGAGGAACUCCAUACUAUCCCCUCAACAGCCUAACCCCCAACAAGCACCACGUCCGCAAUUCUGCCAGAGAUCUUGCCGAGUUCUACAUGGACAAGGAGGAUGUUUAUGGAAUUGCCACUGCACUUCUUGCCAAGCUUUACAUGAGCGCGAUUUCCCAGGCCCGCGCUGUCCGGGACACAAUCCAUGCAACGACAGCUGAGAUUCGCGCAUCCAAGAUCCACCUUGCGGCUCCAACCGACUUUGGUUUUCCAGCGUCAGAAUCGGACUGUUUUUCUUCUCAAUGUCACGAGCUAACAAAGCAGUUGCAAACUAGGUUCGUCGGUCUUAAGCCAUACGCUGAUUUGUCAAUUGCUCAGGGCAUCAAGGAUCCUCUGUACCUACUCGACUGGGACGAAUAUAACGAGUUCACGGUGGGAGGCGGGAUUUUUGACAGCUACCUUCUUAAUGAUUAUAAAGCCAUAGACUUCUCCACAGCAUGUGGCCUCCUUAGUGCGGUGUACAACGAUAUGUUUGACCCUCCCAUGGAGAUCCCGCACAUAUGCGAAAAUUCUACUGGGGUCUUCUACAGGCAAUCAAACGGGUUUUCCAUUGACUGUCUUGCAACCCUUCCGCACGCAGAAUAUAUUAUUGUACGACCCAUUGGAGAUCAUGGUGGUGAGUCACUCUCCAAUCCACUCCUUAUUAAGCCUACAGGAAGGUGGUGCACAACAUACGAGUUGCUUAUGGCGUUCGCUGAGUCCUUAAUGUUGAGGGAUUCUGGCUUCCAGGACGAUUUCACGCACAGGGCUAAGCAAAAGUUCGAAUCUGUUAAGGAAAAAUUUGAGCAGAGAAGCGUAGGUGACUCCUCCGGGCGAUGCACAGUUUGCGGGAACAUCGACUUUGACAGUUAUGCUGAGCACGUGGCCUCUACACAGCAUUUGAAAAACUACCGCAAAGAGCUCAACAAACUAUUCAGGCCGACACUCUUGGAGACGGAAGCAGAAAAGGGGCUGAUCAAGCUGGACGACUCAAAUGGACAUUUCCUGGCUCACAGAUCUCCCACUUGUUUAGAGUACAUUAAGCAUGUCAGCAAACACAUGGAGCUGAAGAAUACAGCGCUUGCCCAACUGUCCUAUCUCGCUAACUGCAUUGCAACACGUGAGAACGUAGAUUACACCCUUGCAUGUGCUGCAGUAACACGCUCCUGUUAUUCGAUGGGACUUCCACUCAUGCUCGAUGCCGGCGACAAACCCGUGCGUGCCUCAAGCCCGACUCUGAAGGAAAACAGAUCUGUUCGAGCAUGGUUGGCAGAUGUGCGGCGCGCUCGAGCAGAUGAGUUCAAUGAGGUCGAUGCCAGAAACAGCAAUGCAGAGUCUGAGGAGAGGUGCGCCAUAGAAGCACAGAUCCUUUAUGCACUAGCCGCAAUGUUCGAGCAAGUGGGCUGCGAGCCUCUUUCCCUUCUGAAUGCAGACUUUCCUAACAUAUUGGCGAACGAAAACAGACCCAACAGGCGCCACGUAAUAGAGAUUUUCAUCUCUGGAGAUGACGUGCGCAGUGCAUACAGCUCAGCACAUCCCUCGCAGCGUAUGGGGUUCUGUAACUUUGUUUCUAUCUUCGCUCCGCAUCUUUGUGAAGUAAGCUCAAGCCAAAGCAGUUCUGGUCUCAGUACAAUCGUCUCAAAAGGCCAAGAUAGACUAUACUUAUCCCAGAGCGAUAUAACAGCUUUGGUCUCGGAACUCAAGGACUAUGAAGUGGGGAAUUACGCACCUGGUGGCGUUAUGUCCCGGAUAGCCAGAUUCACACGUUUGGCCCUGGAAGCCGAUCCUCUCUUUACCACAGAGCUGGUUACUAGGCAAGAUACAGCGGUGUCACAAGCAGAAGAUUCCACCAAGGAUGGUUCCAGUGCUACAAGUACACCAUUUGAUCCUCCGGAGAUAACACUGCCUAAUAUGCGGAGAAGUAUAUCCGUAGGAGGAGAUGAAUUACAGCAGGACUUAAGCUUCGACAGAUUUACCGAAGAUCUCAAUGGAGAUACGUCAGCUCUAUCUACUGACCUGCAAGAUUAUCCCAUUGAUAUUUAUCAAAGUCUCCUCACGGAAGUAGAUAGAUAUCUUGAGCCAGACGACAGUGAGCCCUUGCAGCUCAGCAAUCUUCAGUCAGUCUCAUUUGGAGGAUUCAACGAAGCGUACAGUGAAGAGUGCUCCUAUCGAGAUGACUUGAUAUUUUCCAACAGCUUUGAUACAGGAUCAGGCAUAGCGAGAGAUUGUUACAGUAUGCAAAUGUUACAGGCUGACAUAAAUAGGCGUGAUUAUAUAGACAAGGCUCUGGCCGGAGACUUUGCCUCCCAGGUCUCUGCUAUCUACUCUGCCGUCAUUCCAUCACACAUAGGCCCCAGGUCAUACCUUCAUGCGUGCAGCGACCUCCAUACACAAGUGCUGGAUUCAUUAACAGCCUAUAACGGGGUUUCCUCGGUGGAUACGGCGGACGCCGUGGCUAUAGCACUCAAUGCAACGCGGAUUGUGCGCCAGGAUGUAUAUGACAUUGCAUCAACACGGUCUGUGACAUAUUUACCGGGAAGCAGAACAGUCCUGCGAAAAACAGCCUUCGGAAAUUAA